AUGCAAAAAGGGACGACCUCCCCAGAGUUCUUUGGCUCGUUAAGCAGGAAACCGCCGACCUCGUUGGCAGAGCUGAUGAAGAGGGCGGAGAAAUACAUAAGGCAGGACGAUGCCUUAGUAACAAGCAGAUUCGCCAAAGAGGUGGCAGACAGGGGAAAAGCCCCAGAAGAAAGGAGGCCGGAAAGGCAGGAGAAAAAGCAAGGCAAGAGGCCUGAGCAGUACAGACAGCCUUGGGAUCGGCAGGACCAGAGACCGUUCCCUCCUCAGAUUCCAGAACAGAGACCACUCCCCCCGCAGGUUCCUGAGAACUUGACGCCACUCAACGCCUCUAGAGCCGAGUAUCAUCGUACCCACGGCCAUGACACCAACAACUGCUACCAGCUGAUCAGUGAGAUUGAGAGGCUGAUCAAAAGGGGUCACUUGCGGAACUUUGUGAAGAAGCCAGAGGGAGAAAGGCCUCAGCCGAACCCUACAGCAGAGAGACCCAGGAGGAUAGGAGCAGGGCCAGUGAACGAUGGUUCCAGUGGGACCAUCAACAUGAUUGUGGGAGGGACCGGAGGUCGGAUGAGCAGGAGAGGAAGAAAAAGAGGCCGAGAUGGGGAAGGUAGCAGUGCCGAGGUCAUGCAGAUAGUUGACCAUUCACCAAUGACCAUAUCCUUCUCUCCGGAGGAUGCCCAAGGCAUUCAAAUGCCUCAUGAUGACGCACUUGUCGUUGAGGCCGUCAUUCAUAACUACCGAGUUAAGAAGAUCUUGGUGGAUGACGGAAGUAAGGUGAAUCUAUUGCCAUAUAGAGUUUUCCAGCAAAUGAGAAUCCCUGAGGAACAGUUGGUUCGGGACCAAGCCCCAGUCAAAGGGAUCGAAGGAACCCCAGUACCUAUGGAGGGAAAGGUGAAGCUAGCCCUCACUCUCUGA
Manihot esculenta (cassava) is the source of this 912-nucleotide messenger RNA. RefSeq lists its product as uncharacterized. The transcript has 2 exons. Bases 1 to 912 code for a protein of 303 amino acids. The record is from RefSeq and is a predicted model, not a curated record. Lineage: Eukaryota; Viridiplantae; Streptophyta; Magnoliopsida; Malpighiales; Euphorbiaceae.